AUGUCGGUGGGCCUGGUGGCGUUGCGGAGAAAUGAUCGGAUCACCCGGGAGGAUGCCGAUGAAAAGACCAAAUAUUGGGACGACUAUCCCACCAGGAACUACGUGGACCGAGCACGAGCCCAGAAUGCUUAUUCAGAGUUUUUGGGUGAUGUGUUCCAAAAGCCAAAAGCCCUCGGCCGCUCAGCCUCUCUGGUCAACCUGACCUAUGUACGCGAGACUCCAUCUGAAUUCCCGUGCUUGAAGCGGACAUCCACGUAUUCCUCUCUCGCCCCAUCACUCUCCCUUCCACAGUACGACCGUGAAGCACAGCGGAUAGUGCAUACCGAGAAGGUGUACAAACCCCACUACAGCCAAUGGUACAACAAUGCCUAUUCGUCCGCCAGAUAUGGGGAUACGCACCGAGCCGUCGAACGCCCCUACCGUAACGUGACGGCCGACAUUCCGCGUGUACAGACACAUGUGCCGUUCUUCACCUUCCAGGCCAAGCGAAUCUUCCACGAUCAGCGAGAAGCCUGGAACAGAUCGUACCUCCAUGGCUCGCAGGCGUACCUCGAUCGCUACGUAUCCUCCCGACUCCGCGCCGACGAUUUUGCCAACCGAUUUGCGUACAGCGCCUACGAGUGGCGAAAACCGUCGUCGGACGCCUUCAACCGGCACCCAAUGUAUGACCAUAACGUGCACGUGACGUUCGCCCCGGGCAUCCCGAACUUCUACGAGAAGCAGGCGAUGCGCCGCAUGUACAAGGCCACCGGAAGACUGUAUUUC
Molecule: messenger RNA, 765 nt
Organism: Mesorhabditis spiculigera
Lineage: Eukaryota; Metazoa; Nematoda; Chromadorea; Rhabditida; Rhabditidae
Source: the annotation of a GenBank genome assembly